CUACGUCAGUGGUAGAGUUUUUAGUGUUUGGGGGGGGGUGGGGGGGGUGCAGGGUCCGAUUACCGUUUUGCUCCAGCUUUACUGGGAACUUCUCCCGGUCUGUAGAUCAGGCGCGGACCGCCCUCUCUCCGCUGCUUUUCUAUCAAAAAUACACUCGGUUCCUCCCGACUAGACAGACAUGAGCAUCGAGACGCUCCUGGAAGCCGCCAAGUUUUUGGAAUUGCAAGCCCAGCAACAACAGAAAGCACGUGAGGAUGAGCUGAGAGAAAAGCUUCGUCUGCAGCAGAAGACCGACUACAGCUACCCUGAUGGGAACUGUAACUCAACAGAUCACAUCAACAAUGUUUCUAAAGCGGAACCGCUCAGAGCCGAGUUCUGCCCAGCACCCAUCCCACCCUCCAUCCCCGUCGUCACCCCCGACCCUACGGCUUCGCCCACUCUGCCUGUUACUACACUUUCCCCUCCAGCUGCUCCCUCGUUGGCCUCCCCGCUGAGAGACCCACACUCCCCUCAGGAGCAAAGCGCUGCAGGCGUGCUGUGCUCCCCGCCACCCAGAUCGGACCAUUCAGCCCCUACUGACCACAUGCAGCCCAUACAGAACCACCACCAUCACCUACAGCUCAUCGAGCCAAUCAACAACACUAAACCGCUCCAGCAGCUGGUUCAUUGCUAUCCUGGUUCAGUCGUCUCUACCCCACAGCACCAUGCCUUACUGCCCCACCCGGGCCCUGUGCUUCAGCCCACUCCCCCACAAAACGCCCCCAUCAGCCAGGGGAGUCCUACCGACGACAGCCGCCAGCUGGACAGCAAGAAGAGGCCUGGAGGGGCUGGCACUAGAGAGGUGCACAACAAGCUGGAGAAGAACAGACGAGCUCAUCUGAAGGAGUGCUUUGAAACGCUGAAGAAGAACAUCCCAAACAUUGAUGAAAAGAAAACCUCCAACCUGAGUGUGCUGAGAAGUGCUCUGAGAUACAUCCAGACAUUGAGGCGUAAAGAGAAGGAGUACGAGCACGACAUGGAGCGACUGGCCAGAGAGAAGAUCGCCACCCAGCAGCGACUGGCCGAGCUGAAGAACGAGCUGAAUCAGUGGAUGGAUGUAAUGGAGAUCGACCGGAUCCUCCGGCAGACGGUGCAGCCAGAGGAGGACCAGGCUUCCACUUCCACAGCCUCAGAGGGUGAGGACAUAAUGGAUGAAGACCUGAGCGAAGACACAACAGAGGAAACACGGUCCUCAACGCAGAGUCAGACUCCACCUGGGACAGCUGUGCCCACCUCCAUCAUCGCUCAGCACGUCUCCACCCAAAACAAACCCCCCCAGCCACAGUCCAUUCUUCCAGCUCCACCACCCUGCACUCCCACUGCUCCCACUCAGCCUCCCAUCUCCACUCAGACGCACAUAGUAACCGCAUCCAAUCUGCACCCCACUGUCAUCGCCCACGCUUCGAUGUCCCACCCCUCCGUCAUUCAGGCAGUGAACCGCGUCAUCCAUGGUGUGGGUCCUAAACACAUCCCCCAUCUGGCUCCUUCCACCACCUCGAGUCAUCAGCCCAUCGGCCACAUCACCGUGCACUCUGUGGCUCACCUGGGCCAGCACAUCCCCACCCUGUACCCCCAACCGGUGGCAGUCACGCAGCCGGCCGUGGUGGGUCAUAUCACUCACACGUUAAACCACGGCCACCCCCACAUGAACGGUACCUCUCCCACCCAGGCCGCCAUCGUCGGUAAGCAGGGAGCAGUUAGUGCCCAAAUGAUGGCACACCAUCCACAGCUGGUUGGUCAGACGGUGCUUAACCCUGUCACUAUGGUGACCAUGCCCUCCUUCCCCAUCAGCACUUUGAAGCUGGCCUGAACACUCCCCUCAGGACCACUAGGCACAGAUGGGAGGAGUUCCAUGGCUGAGGUCGGGCUGAAUCAGGGCGAGGCACCUGAUCUAAGAACAGUAGACUCAGUCAGGAACAACCAAACAACGCUACUACAGGUUCCUGGAGACCUGGUUCAAGAAGCAGCUGGCUGCUGGCAGUCCUCAUCGGACGUUUAGACCCGUACAAUGAAACAGGUUAUUGAACAGAAACCAGAUUCCUCCUUGCCUUGGCAGAGAGCUAGACCACCAAACCCAGCAGUCUGAGAAUGUGAUCCAGAGCAGCUCCUCCCCUCCAGCAGCACGUGCUGUCAGGCUGGAGCCCCGAACAGAAGCUGCAGUCAUCAGCGUGCGAGUAUGUAGCAGCAGCGCCCCCUUCUGGCUGUUGGUGCUAAACGUAUGACGUUGAUCAACAAAUCAGCUCUGUCAGGGUUUAGUUAUGGCAAUCAACAUCCUGGUGAUUGUACACAAACUAGUUUCAUCACUGCUGCUUCUUUAUUUAAAAUUUUAUUUUUUUGCCAAAUAUGAUUCAUUUCUACAUAAACACCCCAAAGAUGGUUUGGGAUAUUGUGUGAGAAACUCAGGCUUUUAGUUGUCCUUUACCGUGGUGGGAUGUGUGUUUGUGAGAAUGAACCUCAAGCUGCUGCAGAGAUAUUUACUAAAGCUGUUGCAUAUUUAAUCACAGACAGGAAUUCAGCUAAUGUGUGUAAAUUAAGAUCAUCCUUUUACAAAGUUUGCACUGUGAACAUUUCUACUGUCAGCCUGACAGCACUUAGAGCAGCCGAGCUCUGCUGAGUCCAUGUGAAUGUACUGAUCUGUGAACAGAUGACACACAUUUAAGUCACAUUACACUUCAAAACAAACUUGUAUUUUAUUUUAAACGUACUGUUGCUUAUUAUUGUAGUCGAUUCUAUAACCUUUCCUCUCUGGGACCAUGCACAAUGCUGUAUAUUAACCCACUCAGAGCUCUUCUGCUGUGAGAAUAUUUGGCCACUUUAAUAUAUUUUUUUGUAAAAUAACUUUUUUUUUCUUUUGUAGUAUAAAUAUCAAGCAACAGUUUUUCCACUACUUUAUUGAAAUAAUCCUGAGCAACUACUUUUGUAUUUUAGCUGAACAAGAAUAAAUGUCAUUGAAGAAGCAA
This is a messenger RNA of Nothobranchius furzeri (turquoise killifish), 2999 nucleotides long. RefSeq names its product MAX network transcriptional repressor a (gene mnta). The record is from RefSeq and is a predicted model, not a curated record. Gene Ontology annotation, biological process: regulation of transcription by RNA polymerase II. Gene Ontology annotation, molecular function: RNA polymerase II cis-regulatory region sequence-specific DNA binding; protein dimerization activity; DNA-binding transcription factor activity, RNA polymerase II-specific. Lineage: Eukaryota; Metazoa; Chordata; Actinopteri; Cyprinodontiformes; Nothobranchiidae.